This is a messenger RNA of Dromiciops gliroides (monito del monte), 3570 nucleotides long. Its product is annotated as plasma membrane calcium-transporting ATPase 2-like. Lineage: Eukaryota; Metazoa; Chordata; Mammalia; Microbiotheria; Microbiotheriidae. Gene Ontology annotation, molecular function: ATP binding; P-type calcium transporter activity; ATP hydrolysis activity. Gene Ontology annotation, biological process: calcium ion transmembrane transport; regulation of cytosolic calcium ion concentration. Gene Ontology annotation, cellular component: intracellular membrane-bounded organelle; membrane. Bases 1 to 3570 code for a protein of 1189 amino acids. The transcript has a single exon. The record is from RefSeq and is a predicted model, not a curated record.
AUGACCUUAGGCCUGGCGGGUGUGAACACCUUAGCUGGGGAGAGAGGAGGAGAAAGAGGAGAAAUAGGUUCCGGUGAUGGAGCACCCACCCCGAUACUAAGCUCGUGCUGGGAGCCUCGAGGCUGGGUAGGACUAGAAAGUGUCCAGAGGCUCAGGUUGGCGGUUGCGCCUGGAAUUCUAGGUGUCUGUGAGGUGAGGGUGGGGGGUGGGGUUGAAGUUGACACAAGGGCAAGCAGCCAAGCGAAGCUGGAGGGAGAGGACUUGGCAAAGCCCAGGGUGGCCAAUGAGGCCCCCUCGAGUCAGUCGCGGCUCCUGGACACUCCCUUGAGGUUCUCGCGGGUUACAGAACCGCUGCUGCAGGUGAGCUUAAGGGACCUGGGGCAGCUGAUGAGACUACGGGGCGUGGAAGCGGUGGAGCGGCUGGAGGGGCACUUCGGUGGCGUGUCGAGGCUGUGCCUGCUGCUGCAGACGGACCCCGAGCUCGGGCUCCACUCCGAUCCCGGCGAGCUGAGCCGCAGGCGGGAGCAGUUUGGCACCAAUGAGGUCCCAAAGCCACGGAGCAGAUAUUUCUUGGAGCUGGUGUGGGACGCUCUGCAGGACACUACGCUCAUCUUCCUGGAGGUGGCAGCUGUUGUGUCGCUGGCCCUGGCCUUCUAUGAGCCCAAGGUCAGCGGAGACACCAAAGGCUGCUAUGUCAGCAGGGGCUCCGAGGAGGAGGAGGGGAAAGAGAAAGUGGUGCACUGGCUGGAGGGAGCAGUCCUGCUGAUGUCAGUGGCUUUGGUGGUGCUGACCACAGCCUUAAACGAUUGGAACAAGGAGAAGGAGUUCAGGCACCUGGAGGACCGAGUGGUCUUAAGUCAGAAGGGCAAGGUAGUGAGGAAUGGCCAGAUGCUGGAGGUACCUGUCAAGGACAUCGUGGUGGGUGACAUAGUCCCAGUGUCCUAUGGGGACAUGCUGCCUGCAGACGGCGUACUGCUCGAGGGGCAGAGCUUAAAAAUGAAUGAGAGUUCCUUGCCCGGAAGGUUGAACAUGGUGAAGAAGUCCCCGAACCAUGACCCAAUUCUUCUGUCUGGGACCUAUGUGAUGGAGGGCUGGGGCAAAAUCCUGGUGACUGCUGUAGGGCCCAACUCACAAACUGGGAUCAUCCUGACCUCUCUUGAGGCCAGUGCCCAGCAAGGAAGGCUGGAAGAGCAGAGAAAAGUCCCAGACUGGGCAAUUCAAGGCAAGAGCUUCAUCAAACCAAAACAUUCCUACUCCAAAGCAAAGUCAGUGCUACAAAAGAAACUGACAAAAUUAGCAGUCCUGAUUGGCAAGUGUGGUAUGUUCAUGGCUACCAUCACAGUAGUUACUCUUGUGACCUACUUUGUAAUUAAUACUUUUGUGAUUGAGGGGCAAAAAUGGACAUAUGGUUGUACUUCAAUUUAUAUGCAAUACUUUAUUAAAUUUUUCAUUAUUGGAAUAACAAUCUUGGUGGUGGCUGUACCUGAAGGUCUUCCACUUGUAGUUACAUGGUCUUUGGCUUACUCGGUCAGAAAAAUGAUGAAAGACAAUAACCUAGUAAAGCAUUUGAAUGCUUGUGAGAUGAUUGGAAACGCCACAACCAUUUGCUUAGACAAAACUGGAACACUCACCAUGAAUAGAAUGACUGUGGUCCAGGCAUAUAUUGGUGAGAAUCAUUACCAAAAGCUCCCCAAAACCAAUUCUAUCUCAGAUCCUAUCCUGGAGUACCUCUUAAAAGGUAUCACUGUAAAUUGUUCUUAUACUUCCAACGUCAUUCUUCCCAAAGAUGGUAAGAAGUUAGUACAACAAAUUGGCAAUAAAACCGAAUGUGCCUUAUUGGGAUUUCUCCUGCAUUUGGAAUUGGAUUAUGAGAAAGAAAGAAACAAAAUACCACAGAAGAGCUUGUAUAAAGUGUAUACCUUCAACUCAGAUAGAAGAUCCAUGAGUACUGUAUUAAAAUUGUCCACUGGGGGUUUCCUGAUGUUCAGUAAAGGUCCUUCUGAAAUAAUAUUAGCAAAGUGUUGUAAAAUCCUGAACAAAAUGGGAACGCCUGUGGAAUUGACAGAAACCAAAAAAGAAGAAAUUGUUCAAAAUAUCAUUGUGCCAAUGGCUUCUGAAGGACUUCAAACAAUUUGUCUGGCCUUCAGAGAGUUCUCAGAUCAGGAAAAAGAACCAGACUGGGAUAAAGAAGAGGAUAUAGUUACAAAACUUACUUGCAUUGCCCUUGUAGGCAUUGAAGAUCCUGUUAGGCCUGAGAUUCCAAGUGCCAUUAGGAAAUGCCAGCGAGCUGGAAUCACUGUCCGGAUGGUCACUGGGGAUGACCUUAAUACUGCAAAGGCUAUUGCAUUAAAAUGUGGCAUUCUGGACCUCCACCACAAUUACUUGAGUCUAGAAGGCAGAGAGUUCAACAGGCUAAUACAUACCAAGCAUGGGAAGAUUGAACAGAAGCUUUUAGACAAGAUCUGGCCCAGACUUCGUGUGCUUGCAAGGUGUUCCCCCACUGAGAAAUACACACUUAUACAAGGUAUAAUCAACAGUGAUGUUUUGGGAAUGAGGCAGAUUGUAGCCGUAACAGGUGAUGGUACUAAUGAUGGCCCAGUAUUAAAAGUAGCAGAUGUUGGGUUUGCUUUGGGCAUCAUUGGAACUGAUAUUGCUAGAGAAGCUUCAGACAUCAUUGUAAUGGAUGACAGCUUCACAAGCAUUAUGAAAGCGGUCAUGUGGGGGAGGAACACUUACGACAACAUCUCCAAGUUCCUCCAGUUUCAGCUGACAGUCAGUGUCGUGGCAAUGGUGGUGGCUUUUAUAGGGGCAUGCGUGACGCAGGAUUCACCUCUUAAAGCGGUACAGAUGCUAUGGAUUAACCUCAUAAUGGAUGCAUUUGCUUCCCUCACCUUAGCCACUGAAAAGCCAACUGAAGCACUUCUGCUGAGAAAACCUUAUGGAAGGAAACAGAAUCUCCUGUCCAGUUCCAUGGUAAAGUAUAUUCUGGGUCAUGCAGCGUAUCAGCUUACAGUCACUUUUGUUCUUAUGUUUGUUGGGGAAGAGCUGUUUGAUUUCGAGAGCGGAAGAAAAGCUCUUCUCCAUUCUCCUCCUUCCACUCACUAUACAAUGAUAUUCAAUACUUUUGUUAUGAUGCAGCUUUUCAAUGAAAUUAAUGCCCGGAAGAUUCAUGGUGAGAGAAAUGUCUUUGAAGGAAUCUUUGACAAUAAUAUCUUUUGCAUCAUUGUUGGGGGAACAUUUGCCUUACAGUUCCUCAUUGUACAAUUUGGUGGGAAUGUUUUCAGUUGCACCAAUCUUAGUCCAGACUUGUGGCUGUGGUGCAUUUUUCUAGGAGCAGGGGUAUUAGUGUGGGGUCAGUUUGUAACCACAAUUCCCAACAAGUGUGUGGAACCCCUUAUAAGGUUGAUGGGUGAAAGAUCAGAAGAAAAGGCUGAUACCAUUUGCCCUAUUGCAUCAAUGACUGAGGACCUAUUGUGGGUUCAGAACCCAAGCAGAAUCCAGAAUCAGAAAAGACUAAUACAAUCAUAUCAUUCUUACUUUCACAGGAGUGUGUCCCAAAUUACCCACUGA